GAGAGAAGAAAGAAAGGAGAGAAAGAAGCUGUGAUAAGGAGAGGGGAUAGCGUCGUGGGCCCGUUUUCUCUCGCGGGGCCCGCCGGCAGUCAGUCCGCGCGCGAGUCUCAACCUGCUCACACGGCUCUGCUCAGUGUGUAUGUGUGUGUGUGUGUACGUGAUAUACAGCUGUGUUGCACACACGAGAAAGAUCCUUUCGCCGCAGAAUCAGAGCGUCGGGGCCGCGACCGAGUGAACGGACGAACUUCUAUACACUUCGACGGGCGAGAGAGGUGACGUGACGGUGCGGUUUGAAUUUCCCGCCGAAAGUGGAAUUUUCGCGCUGUGAUUGUUGUUCUCUAACACGUAUAAUACUGUGGGCCAUCGUUCCAGUGAUAUUUCAGUGCAGUGAAGAGGCGAAGGCGUAGCGGCUUCCUCCACCACCAGAUUCUCUGCGAUAAUCGAGCAGAUGCCGGACGACGCGAUGAGUAACGACUGGUGAAUCUCAAGAAAGUUGUUGUUGUUUUAUAAUCCAGUGCGAGGGUCGUCAGCAUGGUCGCGAUGGAGCACAAGAGGAAGACGUCCUGGGACUCGAAGAUCUCAGUGAGCACAGUGAGCACGCGUCGCUUCAGCCGAGCCGGAACCCCGAGCUCGAUCCUCUCCUCGGACAGCGACAUCCGGUUCACUCGCAAGCUCGGCAGCCAGUACAGGUGCGGCUGCUGCGUCCUCGCGGCCUUCCUCCUCUUCCUCCUCUUCGCCGGCGUCUCCGUAUACCUCGGAUACACGUUCCUGCUGUCGGACCUCCCCAGCGACCAGAUCUUCCUGGCGACGUUUCGAGUGACAGAAGGCGACGCUUUCAGCCCAGACCUGGCGGAUCCAUCGACCGAGGCCUUCCGUCAACGUUCCCGGGCCUACCGGGACCGCUUGAAUCUCGUCUUUCGGCGCAGCCCACUGCAGAUGCCCUUCAUCGGCGCCGAGAUUCUCGCCCUCGAUGGAAUCGAGGGCGAGGACCUGCAGGUGCACUUCGACGUGCGCUUCGACUCGCGUUACGGUAGCCUCGAGUCGAGCGACGUGCUCGAGGUGCUCGCGAGCGAGAUCGAUCCCUCGACGACUCGUUUCUUCGCCAACCUGACCAUCGACCCCGCCAGCCUCGAAGUCCAGGAGAGCAUAAGCGCCGCGAAUAAAUUAGCUCUGCAGACCAACUCGACGACGGCCGAGAUCCCGAGCUCCACCACGACGCCCAGACCGCCCAGGAGGUGUAGCCCCAUCGAGUUCUCCUACUGCAAGCAUCUGCCCUACAACGUCACGUCCUACCCGAACUUCUUCGGGCACAACGACGCCCGUGAGGUCAACGACGAUAUCAUCGCUUUCAGGGAGCUGGUCGACGCGGAGUGUUACAAGCAGGCGUACGACUUCAUCUGCCAAGUCCUUCAGCCGGCCUGUCUCGAAGGGGACGAGGAGGACGUCCUCAGUCCGCCGUGUCGCGGCUUCUGCAAGGAAUUCUGGUCGGGCUGCGGUAGCCGACUACCCGAGCGCCUCAAGGCCGCCCUCGACUGCGCCAAGUUUCCCGAGUACGCGGACGAGGGCAGCUGCCGAUCCAAGCCCGGCUGCAUCAGGGAGCUGCAGGCGAGCGCACUGUCGUCGCGCAUCUGCGACGGGGUGAUCGAUUGCCCGGACUUUUCCGACGAGAAGGACUGCGCCUACUGCCGUGAGGACCACGUGCACUGCGGCAUAGGCACCGCUUGCAUACCGCGCGUCAAGCGCUGCGACGGCAAAAUCGAUUGUCCCAGCGGCAGUGACGAGAAGGACUGUCUGUCACUGGCCCCGAGCAUAAAGUCGCUGAAAUUGCGGCCGACGGAUAGCGCGCAGCCGUCGAGCUACACAGCCGAGGGCUACGUCGUGUUCAACGAGAAGGGCACCCACGGCAAAAUCUGCACCGAGAACUUGAACAACACUCUGCCGGACACGGAAAUGCAAUCGGUCCUACAGUCCACCGCCAACUCGCUCUGCACUCUCCUGACCUUCGAGGGUGUGCAGUCGGUGGAGGUGCGAGUCGACGAGGAGAGCAACGUGCCCUACGUCCAGAUGCAAGACCCGACUGCCCCGGAGAUCACGUUCAUCAGGUCGAGCUGCCCCAGCAGGCAGGUCAUGUACGUUCGCUGCUCCGAUCUCGCUUGCGGAGUACAGGCUGUCCGCUCGAAGUCGAGCCCCAAGAGCAUCGGGAAAAUAUCCGGACCGGGCGAUUGGCCCUGGCACGUGGCCCUCUUCAAAGAGGACAAUCACGUCUGCGACGCCACUCUCGUCUCGGCAAAUUGGCUCCUCACCACAGCCUCCUGCUUCCAGGGGCAACCAAAGGCCGAGUGGUCGGCUCGACUGGGCACCAUUAGGCUGACAAGCAGCUCACCGUGGCAGCAGGAGCGCCGCGUCGUGGGAAUGGUCAAGUCGCCGGUCGAGGGCAGCAGCACUGUCCUGCUGAAAUUGGACCGGGCCGUCGGCGCCUUCUCCGACUUUGUCAGACCGGUCUGUCUGCCGUCCACCAACAGCGAUCCCAUAGGCAACGCCAGCCAGUGCAAUACCCUCGGCUGGGCCAAAAAUCGUGAUUUAUUACAAAGAGUGCAGCUAAGGCACAGCGCGAUGGAGAAAUGCGAAAACGUCAGUAUAGCCGCGGUGAAUAGCGUUUGCACAGAGGCUGUUUACCCGAGCGACGACUGCACGGAGGAGGAGGUCGCGGGCAGUCCGCUGCUCUGUCUGCAACCCGACAAUCGCAGAUGGGCCCUUGUGGGCGUCGGCAGCUGGCGCAUCGCCUGUUCCAAGUCCGGCCAGGAGCGGCCGCGUCUCUACGACAAGAUCUCCUCCAAUCUCGCCUGGAUCAAGUCGACCAUCGUCGGCUGAGCUUUAACCGCCUCCCUGUACAUAGACACGCGUAGAGUCGAGCGCGUUUGUGUGUGUGUGUGUGUGUGAUUUCUAUGGGCUGUUUGCGCGAGCGUUUUUCGGACAAGCCGUGCGGGCGAGCUUUCGUUCGAGUACAGCCAGUGUAAAUAGGGGCGUGUUUUUUUCCGAGCUUGCAGCUAGCGUCCGGGUAAAUAAAUAUACAGCGCGCGAUGCAGGUGUUGAAUGCUUGGAGUUUCUUCGGUUUCGAAACGUAGUUUGUUUUUAUUAUUUUCAAGCUCUGUUGAUUGCUCUCGCGCGAGCGAUGAAAAGGGAAAAGUUCGGACAAUCAAGCGGCGUAAUUCCCGGAGUGAGAGAGAGAGAGAGAGAGAGAGAGAGAGAGAGAGAGAGAGAACUGCCUCAUUGUUAGCCCUCGACUUCGACUUCGAGCCACUUGAUUCAUACUUCGGCGAGUUAACGCUGUUUGCUGUGUUUGUAUAAAUCGCGCGCGUCUCGAGUUUUAUUUAGUUUCGUUCGCGCGCCCUCCGGCCUGCUAUGUAUGUAUAUACAUUACGUGAAUAAUGAAACUUUAUUUUACGCCCCGAGAGUAGCGAACAAUGUCAGCCGCGGACGAGAGAGAUGUAUAAUGAAACUGCAGAGUCGUGUGUUUAUUCGCGUGAUAUUGUUCCCCUAUAUAUUGUGUGGUGUGUAUCGAGAGCCGAUAUUAUAUUAUCGCGAAAGUGUAUAGUAUGAUAACAUAUUGUUCGUUAUAAGACAGUUUUUCGCAUAUGAAUUUUAUUGUGUAUAAUUUAUAUUCGCGCGUCUUAGAGUCUAACCUAUAAAUAACUCCGUAGAGUGUAUCGUUAGAUGGUAAGAGUGUCAUAAUUCGACCUAGAAUAAACGAGUGUAAAGUUUCUCGCUAGCCAAAUACAUCACACCCCCGCGCGCGCCUGUCGCCGCUGUGGAUUUAUAUCUUAUACAAUAUAUAUAUAUAAUAGAGUGAUAUUUUUUAAUCUUACAAAUUGGUUGUUAUGUACAAUAAAGAGACAAGUUGUUGGCAAAA
Nasonia vitripennis (jewel wasp) is the source of this 3910-nucleotide messenger RNA. RefSeq names its product atrial natriuretic peptide-converting enzyme. NCBI's taxonomy places the organism in Eukaryota, Metazoa, Arthropoda, Insecta, Hymenoptera, Pteromalidae. The record is from RefSeq and is a predicted model, not a curated record. Gene Ontology annotation, molecular function: protein binding; serine-type endopeptidase activity. The transcript has 13 exons. Gene Ontology annotation, biological process: proteolysis. The coding region runs from base 532 to 2871 and encodes 779 amino acids.